Molecule: messenger RNA, 11241 nt
Organism: Mugil cephalus (flathead mullet)
Lineage: Eukaryota; Metazoa; Chordata; Actinopteri; Mugiliformes; Mugilidae
Product: piezo-type mechanosensitive ion channel component 2
Exons: 54
Coding region: 497-9805 (3102 amino acids)
Source: RefSeq, a predicted model, not a curated record
UUAAAGGAAAAGGCGAGAUUUGUCCGGCUACUGAACGCGUCCUUUUAUCGCGCCACAGUCAAGAAGUGAGUUUAGGCUGUGAAUACUCCCUCCUUAAUGUGGGUUUGUUGCAAAUAAGGAGGUUAAUUGGACUUGAGGACUUGUUGGCUUCCUUUCUCCGGCUUUUUUUAUUUUUACGCGCUGGGCUGUUUGCGCACCUGAGACCGCUGCUCAAGCCCGUGCAGCGCCAACAUGACUUUGACGCAUCCGAGCAUCUGAAACUAUCAUGGUGACAUUAUUCCCGGAGGACAUUGGCGCUGUGGUGAACCUCGGUGAAUGCGCAGUCUCCCACUGUGGAAUAGCCGAGUCCAGGUGUCUCCAGUGGGGAGCUGAUGUGGCCGUUUGGAGGAGCCAGCCGGGAUUUGACAGAGCGCAGGAGUUUGGGAUGCAAGAGAGACCUUAGAGAGACUGUCCUCGGCUUCUUUUAGCUGGAUUCAACGUCGGGCUGCCCGGAGCCAUGGCCUCUGAAGUGGUGUGCGGGCUGGUCUUCAGGUUACUGCUGCCACUAUGUCUUGUGGCCGCUUGCCUGUUCAGGUACAAUGCCCUGUCCUUCGUCUACCUCAUCUACCUCCUGCUUAUUCCACUCUUCCCAGAGCCCACAAGCACAACAAUGCAAGGCCACACAGGGCGUCUGCUGCAGUCUCUGUGCUUCACCAGUAUGUCCUUCCUGCUGCUCCACAUCAUCUAUCAGAUUACCAUCAACAGCCUCGUGGCCGGGAACUACACCAUCGCCUCCGACUGUUCUACAUUGGAGAAAUCCAUAAGACAAAUUGGCUUUGAGAGCGUGAUCGGUGCAGAUGCGGGGAACGGCAUCCGUGUCUUCAUCCCUGACAUCGGCAUGUUCGUGGCGGGCCUGGCCAUCUGGCUGCUGUGUCGCAGUCUGGUCCAGAAGAGGCCGCCUGAGGACAUGGCCCAGUACAACGCAGACUUCGAAGCGGAGGAACAAGAGGAAGAGGAGAAGCUGAGCCUGGACGACAACAUCCUGCUGGAGGAGGACCUGGAAGCCGGGUACGAGGCGGAGGAGGACGACGACGAGCUGGAGUACGAGGAGGAGGAGGAGGAGGAGGACGGGGAGUACGAGGAGGAGGAGGAGGAGGAGGCGAAAGAGAGCACAAAGAUGAAGAUUCUGCGGCUCGUGGCGCAGGUCGCUUCCAAAGUGAAGGAGGUCAUCGGGAACUUGAUCACCACCGCGGGGAAGGUGGUGGUCACGAUCCUGCUGGGUAUGACAGGAAUCAUUCUGCCCUCGCUGACUUCGUUUGUUUACUUCUCCAUCUUCCUGUUCCUGUGCACCUGGUGGUCCCUCUGCAAGACGUUCAACACGCUCCUCUUCAGCUGCAUGUGCGUCCUCAUGGCCAUCUUCAGCGCCGGGCACCUCAUCGUCCUCUACCUCUACCAGUUCCAGUUCUUUCAGGAGUCCAUCCCGCCGGGCGACAGCUACAUCAGCGUGUUUGGCAUCUCCCCGAUCAUCCAGAGCAACUGCUCCUACACCUGGAAGAUCAUCGUGCACCCGCAGACCCAGUGGUUCCACUUUGUCAGUCCCAUCAUGCUGCUGAUCCUCUAUUACACCCUGGCCACGCUCAUCAGGCUCUGGCUGCAGGAGCCCGUCGAGGAGAUGAUGGACGACAAGGAUGAAGACUUGUGCGAGGAGGAGCAGGCCGGAAACAGAACAAACAGCUCGGCCAACAGGAAGCGGCAGAUGUGGUGGGAAUCACGUCAGGGCACGGACGAGAAAAACCUGCUCUCCACCCAGGAUGGCAUCAGUACAACCGAGGGUGUGCCCACCUCGAACGGGACGUCCUUUGACUUCGUCGCGACCGAGAAUGGACCGGUCUGUCUGGACUUGUACUCCACCCCCCAGUAUAAAAUGGACCAGGCCAGUGAUGGCACAGAGAAGAAAGACGAGUGUGUGUAUGAAGUGUGCUUACCCCCGGAGGACUCAGUGUUGAAGGAGUCCGACACCGAGGAGAACGAGAUAAAGAAAAGAGGAGUCGGCGCGAUGGUCAAAAUCUUCCACUUCAUCAUGAAGCAGAGCUACAUCUGUGCUCUGAUAGCCAUGAUGGUGUGGAGCAUCACAUACGUCAGCUGGCUGUCCUUCGUCUUCCUCAUGUGGUCGUGUGCUCUGUGGAUGGUGCGGGACCGGAGGCGCUACGCCAUGCUGUCGUCUCCCUUCAUGGUUGCCUACGGCAACCUGCUGAUCGUGCUCCAGUACAUUUACAUGUUCGAGAACAUGACAGAAGUUUCGGGGAUUUCUGUCAAGAAGAACAACCCGUUCCACUCGCUCUCUUCAAAGGUCCUGUGCAUGCUGAGCUUCUGGCUGCUUCUGAGACAAACGCUGACAGAGAGACAGGAAAAACAAAAAGAGGACGCCGCGAGUCUCUCAGACGUUCACGUGGAGGAUGAGAAGAAGAAGAAGGAGGAGGACUCCGAGGAGGGGGAAGAGCAGGACAUCAUGCAGGUCCUGGGUAAUAUGCUGAUGGCCAUGCUGGUUAAAUACUGGAUCUACAUCUGUGGCGGCAUGUUCUUCUUCGUCAGCUUCGAGGGAAAGAUCGUCAUGUACAAGAUCAUGUACAUGAUGAUGCUCCUCUUCUGCGUGGCGCUCUACCAGGUGCACUACGAGUGGUGGCGAAGGAUCCUGAGAUACUUCUGGAUGUCAGUGGUGAUGUACACCAUGCUGGUCCUCACCCUGGUCUACACCUCCCAGUUCAAUGGGUCGGUGGAAAACUGGUCCAAGAUGCUGAAUAUGCACGAAGAAAGCUUAAAGGACCUGGGCAUUGAGAAAUUCGCACUGGGCAUGCUGUUCACGCGGAUUUGCAUCCCCACUUCCUUCCUGCUGGUGUGUAUUCUCCACCUGCACUACUUCCACGACCGCUUCCUCCAGCUCACCGACCUCCAAGCUGUGGUAGCUAAAGAGGAGAGCACUAUCUACAGGCUGGUGAGCACGGACGGGAGCCUGGCAGACCUCACGCUGCUCAGCGCCAGCUCCGUGGACGCGGUGCUGCUGAGGCACAGGGAGGAGCCGGGGCCGGAGGAGCAGGGGGACUGGGGCUCAGAGAAGGAGAAGGAGCAGGCCCUGGUGGUGGUGAUGGACGAAACUGACGCGGCCGGCGAGAAGCCCAGGAGCUUCUCCGACACGCGGCAGUCCAGCACCGACGAGAGCCACCACUGCAGCGCCAAGACGGAGCCGGAGCCGAGCACCGAGCAGAGCUCAGAUCUGAAGAGCAAAUGGCACCUGGUGGUCGACCGUCUGACGGUGCUCUUCCUCAAGUUUCUGGAGUAUUUCCACAAGCUUCAACUAUUCAUUUGGUGGUUGCUGGAGAUCCACAUUAUCAAGAUCGUCUCCUGCUACAUUGUUCUGGUUUCUCUCAAAGAGGUAUCUUUGUUCAACUACGUGUUCCUGGCGUCCUGGGCCUUCGCGCUGCCCUACAGCCAGUACAGGCCCCUGGCCUCCAGCGUGUGCUCUGUCUGGACGUGUGUUAUCAUCGUAUGUAAAAUGUUGUACCAGCUGCAGUCGAUAAAACCUGACAACUACUCUCCACAAUGCCUCAUGCCAGGCAACUACACAGAGGCGCAGAAGACUUAUAUGAAUAAGUCUCUGCUGUAUAACAGUUCUGUGGAUCCAGCCAACUGGGUGGGGAUGGACAAGACUAAAGACCUGCUGGGCUACCUCAGGAACAACCUUCUGAUGCUGGCUCUGUUGGCAUUUGAGGUGACCAUCUACCGCCACCAGACGUAUUUCAGACUGAGGAACAAACUGUCUCCUCCCGCCGCCAGAAUCAUCUUCCACGACAUCACCCGGCAGCACCUGGACAUCGGCAUCGUCUGUUUCGUCAAAUACUUCAUCAACUAUUUCUUCUACAAGUUUGGGCUGGAGACGUGCCUGCUGCUGGUGGUCAACGUCAUCGGGCAGCGGAUGGACUUCUACGCCAUGCUCCACGCCUUCGCCCUGAUAGCCGUCAUGUCCAGGCGGAGGAGGAAAGCCAUCGCUGAGAUCUGGCCAAAGUACUGCUGCUUCCUGGCUUGCAUGCUCACUUUCCAGUACUUCAUCUGCAUCGGGAUCCCGCCUGCAGCCUGUAAAGAUUAUCCCUGGAGGUUUCCCAAUACCUUCACAGACUCCAACGUGAUCAAGUGGCUCUAUAUUCCAGAUUUCCGCACCCGGCCUGAUCCGUGGUUCCUCCUCUACGACUUCAUGUUGCUGCUCUGUGCCUCUCUCCAGAGGCAGGUCUUUGAGGAUGAGAACAAGGCGGCCGUUCGCCUCAUGGCCGGGGACAACGUGGAGAUCUGCAGAGACCUGGACGCCGCCUCCUUCAGCGUCCACAACCCCGUCCCCGACUUCAUCCACUGCAGGUCCUACCUGGACAUGCUGAAGGUCAUCAUGUUCAGCUACCUGUUCUGGUUUGUCCUCACCAUCAUCUUCAUCACCGGCACCACUCGUAUCAGCGUCUUCUGUAUGGGCUACCUGGUGGCCUGCUUCUACUUCCUGCUCUUCGGGGGCGAGCUGCUGCUGAAGCCGAUCAAGAAGAUCCUCCACUACUGGGACUUCCUGAUCGCCUACAACAUCUUUGUGAUCACCAUGAAGAACAUUUUGUCCGUCCUGGCCUGUGGCUACAUCAACUCCCUGAUUGAGAAGCAGUGCUGGUUAAUCCAGUUGUUCAGCCUGGCGUGCACCAUCAAGGGAUAUGAAAUAAAUAAAGACCAGCUAUCCCGACCUGCCGAUCAGGUCUGCGAGCUUCCCAGCAACGAGGCCGGGAUCAUCUGGGACAGCAUCUGCUUCGUCUUCCUGCUGCUGCAGAGACGAGUGUUCAUGAGCUACUACUUCCUCCACGUGGUGGCAGACAUCAGAGCGUCGCAGAUACUCGCCUCCAGAGGGGCAGAGCUCUUCCAGGCCACCAUAGUGAAGGCGGUCAGAGCCAGACUGGAGGAGGAGCACAAGUCUGUGGAGCAGCUGAAGAGACAGAUGGAGCGCAUUAAGGUGAGGCAGCAAAAGUUUAAGAGGGGCAAGGAGAAGCUGCUGAACCGGGUGCAGGAGUCUGGAGACGGACAGACGCUCGUCCAGGAGGAGGAGGAGGAUGACGAUGACGGAGCACAGCGAACGAAAGCCAAGACCAAAAAAAAGCAGUGGUGGAGGCCUUGGGUUGACCAUGCUUCCAUGGUUAGAAGCGGAGACUAUUACUUGUUUGAAACUGACAGCGAGGAGGAAGAAGAGGAGGAGGAGAAAAAAGACGAGGAGCCGCCAAAGAAGUCGGCGUUUCAGCGAGCAAUUGGGAAGUUUGUCUCUGCUGUCCUGGCUUUACCCAGGUCUAUUAUUAAGCUGCCUAAAACUGUGCUGCAGUAUGUAGUCAAGGCAGGCAAGUUUCUUUACCAUGCCUGGAUCAAAGACCCCAAAGCUGCUCUGAGGGCGCGGAGCAAAGAGAAACGCAAAUUUUGGAGGAGAUACACCAAAGGAGUCAGACACAGGAAAAGCAAGAAAGAUCCGGGUCAUGUGACCAUAGAUCUCGGGGAGCUGUCCGAUGGGCAAGAAAAAGGGGAAGAGAACAAGAAGUCUGGUGGUCCAGACAACAUCAUCAAGAGAGUGUUCAACAUCAUAAAGUUCACCUGGGUGCUCUGCCAGACCACCGUCGACAGCUUCACUAAGUGGAUGAAUGAGAUGUGCAGGGAGUACAUAGACAUCUCCACCGUGCUGCGUUUGGAGCGCUGCAUGCUGACCCGAGAGGUCAAAAAGGGCAAUGUGCCGUCCAGAGAGAGCAUCCACGUCUACUACCAGAAGGCCAUGAGACUCAACAUGUCCAGACAGGCCAGUUUGGAUCAGCUGAGCGAAGACGGGUCGGUGUUGGGCUCCACCCGAGUCCGAAGGAGGCGAGGAGGCUACCCGAUGGAGAGUCAGGACUCCACGGCCUCCAGAGACAGCAUGUCCAGUGCCUACACUGAGGCCACCACUCUGAUUUCUCGCCAAUCCACCCUGGAAGACAUGGACGCAAUGCCAGAGUACAUUCCCAAAACCAGCGAGCGCGCCCGGGCCAAACUGCGUAAGGUGUACAGCAUGGAUGUGUCCAUGUCGUCAGUGGACAGCGGCAGCAGCUUCAUAUCCAGUGAACCCACCCAGUCUGUCAUGCUCUACUCCAGACAGGGAACCACAGACACCAUAGAAGAAGUGGAGGAUGAGCAGGAAGACGGGCUGCAGGGCCCCUGGGAUUCCCAACGGUUGGAUGAGAGUCAAGUAGCCGAGCCCGAGCCCUGGACUGAUGUAGAACCGAGGGAGGUAGAAGAGGAGGGGGAGUGGGGCGAAGGGCAGGAAAGAGUGGAGGAUGAGGAGGGAAUGGAGGACGAGGAAGGCCUGGAGGCUGAAGACAGGUUAGAGGACGAGGAAGGCCUGGAGGCUGAAGACAGGUUAGAUCACGAGGAAGGCCUGGAGACUGAAGACAGGUUAGAGGACGAGGAAGGCCUGGAGGCUGAAGACAGGUUAGAUGACGAGGAAGGCCUGGAGGCUGAGGGCAAGGAAGGCCUGGAGGCUGAGGACAAGGAAGGCCUGGAGGAUGAGGACAGAUUAGAGGACGAGGAAGGCCUGGAGACUGAGGAUAGGGUAGAGGACGAGGAAGGCCUGAAGGCUCUGGACAGGUUCAAGGCCGAGGAAGGCCUGGAUGGCGAAGACAGGUUAGAGGACGAGGAAGGCCUGGAGGGUGAGGAGAUACCGGAGGGUGUGGAAGUACAAGACAAUCAGGAAAGAGACAUGGCUCCCUGGGAGUCCUUCUGCCCAGAUGAGGGCCCCUCCUCAAGGCCGGAGGAGGUAGAGUCUUCCCGUUCAAUGCAGAACAACGACUUCAUCAUCGAGAGCGAUGACGGGGGAGGAGAGCAGGACUUCAUGCAGAGAGAACCUCACUCGGGGCUGCUCUUCACGCCCGACACAGACGCUUCCAAAACGUCUGACGCCGACGUGCCUCCCAGCUACAGCAAGGCGGUCAGCUUUGACCGUCUGGAGGUCAGCGAUGACGAGAGCGACUCGUACAGGAAGAGGCGCAUGCUCAUGACCUCUGACAGCCGCUCGGACAGCAGGUCGGACAUCAUGUUGCCCUCGAUGACCACUGAGCUGACUGCCAGCGAACUGCUGCUCAACAAGAUGUUCUACGAUGACGAGCUGGAACAGUCGGAUAAGUUCUACCAAACCCAGCCUCUCAUCCUCCAGCUGUGCUACGCCUUCUACAACAUGCUGGUGGCUCACUCGGAGCUGGUGUGCUACCUUGUCAUCAUCAUCAACCACAUGGUGUCGGCCUCCUGCGUCACCCUGGUGCUUCCCAUCACCAUCUUCCUGUGGGCCAUGCUGUCCGUGCCGCGGCCCAGCAAGCGCUACUGGAUGACGGCCAUCGUCUUCACUGAGGUCACCAUCGUCAUCAAGUACUUCUUCCAGUUCGGCUUCUUCCCCUUCAACCAGAACAAGAUCGAUAAGAAUAAACCAUUCCACCCUCCCAACAUCAUCGGCGUGGAAAAGAAAGAUGGCUACGUCCACUAUGAUCUGGUCCAGUUACUGGCUCUCUUCUUCCACAGGUCCAUCCUGAAGUGUCAUGGCCUGUGGGACGAGGACGACCCCAAGGGGAGGAAAGAGGCCCUUCGCCAGAGCGAGUCCGAGGAUGAGGGCAAAGACCAGGAGGAGAGCGAGAAGGAGUCCGAACCUGCCUCGUCGCUCAUCAACGAGAGGAGAGGAUCCAAUCACACCCUGAAGUCCAUCAACUUUGGGACCUCCAUAGAUUCGGGGCACGUCCAGGUUCACUUCCCGCAGCAGCAGACCCAUCAGCGGCGCAAGAGCUCCAGCGGAUGCUCGCACAUUUCUCAUCCAUCGAUCCAUUCUUCUGCAAGGUCCAAGAGAGGAAGCACCGCUUCCCACAACAGCAGCCGUAAGGACGGCAGCGUGGCCAGCAUCCACCAGAAGACCCGCAAAGAGAUGAUCAUAAAGAAACUUAAGGAGCAGCUCUUCAAAGCGAAAGCGUUCAUCAUAAAGCGGUUUAUGGAGAUCUAUCUUCCCAUAAGGCAGUUCUUCUACAACUUGAUCCAUCCAGAGUACAGCGCAGUCACAGACGUCUACGUGCUGAUGUUCCUCGCAGACACAGUCGACUUCAUCAUCAUCGUGUUUGGAUUCUGGGCGUUUGGUAAACACUCGGCGGCGGACAUCACCUCCUCUUUGUCAGAGGAUCAGGUGCCGGGGCCCUUCCUGGUCAUGGUCCUGAUCCAGUUUGGCACCAUGGUGGUGGACCGGGCCCUCUACCUCAGAAAGUCUGUUAUGGGCAAAGUCAUCUUCCAGGUCAUCCUGGUCUUUGGUAUCCACUUCUGGAUGUUCUUCAUUCUGCCUGCCGUCACACAAAAGCGCUUCAGUGAGAACACAGUGGCCCAGAUGUGGUAUUUCGUCAAGUGCAUCUACUUCGGUCUGUCGGCCUAUCAGAUCCGCUGCGGUUAUCCCACCCGCGUCCUGGGAAACUUCCUCACGAAGAGCUACAAUUAUGUCAACCUCUUCCUGUUUCAAGGCUUCCGCCUGGUGCCGUUCCUGACGGAGCUGCGAGCCGUGAUGGACUGGGUUUGGACCGACACCUCGCUGUCUCUGUCCAGCUGGAUCUGUGUGGAGGACAUCUAUGCUCACAUCUUCAUCCUGAAGUGCUGGAGAGAGUCUGAGAAGAGGUACCCCCAGCCUCGAGGCCAGAAGAAGAAGAAGGUGGUCAAGUACGGGAUGGGAGGGAUGAUCGUCGUGCUGCUGAUCUGCAUCGUCUGGUUCCCGCUGCUCUUCAUGUCCCUCGUAAAAUCUGUAGCGGGAGUCGUCAACGCUCCGCUGGACGUCUCGCUCACGAUCACCCUGGCUGGCUUCCAGCCGAUCUUCACGAUGAGCGCGCAGCAAAAACAACUGCAAAUCGUGGAAGAACCUGAGUUUAGCAAAUUUAAGAACUUGUAUUCUCGCGAGGAUAAUGCCAUGCAGUGGCUGGAGGGCUACAUGAAAGAGGACCUGAUCAUCGCUAAGCUCAAAGGCAGCUCCAACUCUCUGUGGACCAUCAGUCCUCCCAGCAGGGCCAACCUCAUAGACAUGCUCAACUCCAACGAGGAUUUCCCCAUCACCGUUUCAUGGGCUGUGCAAAGAAACCUCAGCCUCGGCGCCAAGGCUGAAACAGCAUAUGGGAAAAAAGUGACUAAUCUGGAGGAAAACACGAAGCAGGAGCUCAUAAGGCUCCUAAAUGGGACAGGAAGCAGCUUACAAGUGACCCUGACUGAUAUCUUCCCUCGCUUUAUUCGAGCACCAAGCGACUCGGACGCCACGCCUGUAGAGCAGCUGUAUAAAGAAGAUGAGAAGUUUGAAAUAAACCUGUCCCUGAAGCGAGCUCAGAAUUACUCCGAUCAGAUCCAGGAGUGGUGGAUCGUCAACCAGACAAGGCCUGGGCCCAUCGAGAUGAAGGAACAGAAAUACAGAAAUGAGGCUGGCCUCGACGUCUACAUAUUCAGCGACCAAGUCAGCCCGCCCAGUCUGGGCUUCCUGGCUGGAUACGGUAUCAUGGGCCUCUACGCGUCCGUCGUCCUGGUCAUCGGGAAGUUCGUGCGCGAGUUCUUCAGCGGCAUCUCCCACACCAUCAUGUUCGAGGAGCUGCCCAACGUGGACCGCAUCCUCAAGCUGUGCACCGACAUCUUCCUGGUCCGAGAGACGGGCGAGCUGGACCUGGAGGAGGACAUGUACGCCAAGCUCAUCUUCCUCUACCGCUCGCCAGAGACUAUGAUCAAGUGGACCCGGGAGAAAACUCAGUGAGGGGAGGGUGGGGGGGGUGGUGGGCAGGGGGCGGGGCUGGGCUGGGCGUGGGGCGCUAAUGAACGAAGAUGAAUCAGAGCUUUUUUCAGAGGCGCUGCGUGGUGGCUCUCUCUCUCUCUCUCUCUCGGCGUGAGCAGCUAUUUCCGCCCACGAAGCAGCCGAGGACAAACUUCGUCCCCCUCAGCUGAGCUCAGACGGCCUUGAUGCAGUGUUAGCUCCACACAAACUCUUUUCUCAGUUCUAAGCUGAUAUUUUUUACUAUUUAAUGACAACAACGGUGACAGAUUAUUUAAAAUCGAGCACAAAUUUGCAGGUGCUGUACAUAUCUCGCUAAAGUUUGGCCUCCGGUGGAUGAAACAAGCAGUUUUAAAUAUUUUAGGACAGUUUUCCUAAGAUGUAAAAAAGUCUUAACCCCUAAUAUGAGACUUUUUUUUUUUUUUUUUAAAUCAAAUAAACCCCUCAUUGCUACCUGCCUCAAACAUUUUCACAAUCGCAUGGAAGGUGGAGAGAAAACAGCUGCAGCAUUACUCUUUAAGGGCUUCCCACCGACAGAUAAGUGCACAACAAUGACCACAAGAGCACAAUCUCAGAUUUUCUCCAACUGGAACGUUUGGAUCGUGGGACUGUGCAAUACUGAGCUCCAGGCUCCUCCAAGUCUUUGGAAGGAUGUGGAGCGAAUGAAAACAUGGAGCUUAAAGACAUCCUGUUUUUUUGGUUUUUUUUGUCUGUUUCUCUGUUUGUUUUUUAAAUGUCAGAGGCCACUCUGGAGACAAAAUGCGGAAAACAUUAUCAGACAAUCUUGCCUUAUUUUGUUCCAUAUCUGUCUCAGGAAGAGCUGUUUUCACAGAUAUUCAUCGUAUAUGUUACAAUAUGUAGGCUUUGAUGGAUCUUAAAAGAACACGAGAUUGUAGAAAUGACGAGAACUAUUUAAAUGGCAUGAAAUAUUAUGGACUGAGCGUGUUUACAGCACAGGGACUGCGGUCAUCGCGGCCGUAUAAAGGGAAGAAAAAUGAUCACUCCGGACUCCUGCCGCCGCCGCAGAGAUCCGUCAGCAACCACCUGCAGGUCGGUCGGAGUCGAGAUCUGUUUCUGAAUCAGGGUAACGUGCAUUAGGAGGUUGACCCUUGCACUACAUCGCUUUGUCGGGGCCCCACCGCUGUGCAGGCGAGCUAAACGGAUUCCUCAACACGAAGGGCUGAGACCCUUUGGUCCCAACUAUGCAUUAGAGGACUUUGUAGCAUGAGUGACAAACUUCAUUAUUGCCAUGACUAAUUUUCAGUACAUGUACAUAAGGGGAGGGGAGGGCGGGGGAGGGGGGGUUAAACGCUGAGAGGACAGGAGGCGGAGCAAUGAAAUGUGAAACCUUACCUGUAUGUUUAAGGUAAUGUGGUAUGGUAGAGGUCCAGAGAUCUGCAAAUAAAAUGUCUGGAAAGGUG